Engraulis encrasicolus (European anchovy) is the source of this 1406-nucleotide messenger RNA. It is a transcript of the gene opn4xa, whose product is annotated as opsin 4xa. Gene Ontology annotation, biological process: visual perception; phototransduction; G protein-coupled receptor signaling pathway. Bases 69 to 1328 code for a protein of 419 amino acids. Gene Ontology annotation, molecular function: G protein-coupled photoreceptor activity. The record is from RefSeq and is a predicted model, not a curated record. Gene Ontology annotation, cellular component: plasma membrane. Lineage: Eukaryota; Metazoa; Chordata; Actinopteri; Clupeiformes; Engraulidae. The transcript has 10 exons.
UGUGCACGAGACUGGUUGAGAAACGUACCGAGGGAUCGUCUGUCAAGCUAGACAUCCUACUUCCUGGCAUGGAUCCGUUUGACCGAGGAUUCUUCCGGAAGGUGGAUGUUCCAGACCAGGCCCACUACAUCGUGGCAUUCUUUGUGGUGGUGAUCGGAGCAGUCGGAGUCGUAGGCAAUGCUCUAGUCAUCUACGCCUUCCUCAGUAACAAAAAGCUGUGGACGCCACCAAACUUUUUCAUCAUCAGCCUGGCCAUAGCUGACUUCCUCAUGGCCAUCACCCAGUCGCCCAUAUUCUUCAUCAACUCUCUCUAUAAGGAGUGGGUCUUUGGAGAAACAGGCUGCAAGAUCUAUGCCUUCUGCGGAGCCCUGUUUGGCAUCGCCUCCAUGAUCAACCUGCUGGCCAUCUCCAUUGACCGCUACAUCGUCAUCACCAAGCCCCUGCAGGCCAUCGUGUGGACCUCCAAGCGCCGCACGCUGCUCAUCAUCCUGGUGGUGUGGCUCUACUCGCUGGCCUGGAGCCUGGCGCCCCUACUGGGCUGGAGCUCGUACAUCCCUGAGGGCCUGAUGACGUCGUGCACGUGGGACUACGUCACCUCCACGCCCUCCAACAAGAGCUACACGCUCAUGCUCUGCUGCUUCGUCUUCUUCAUUCCCCUGGCCAUCAUCCUCUACUGCUACCUCUUCAUGUUCCUCGCCAUACGCAGCACGGCCAGAGACUUGGAGCGUCUGGGCAGCCACAGCAGGAAGUCGGCGCUGGACCAGCAGCAGUCCAUCAAGACAGAGUGGAAGCUGGCCAAAGUGGCCUUCGUCGUCAUCAUCGUCUUUGUGCUGUCCUGGUCGCCCUACGCCUGCGUGACCCUCAUCGCCUGGGCUGGGCAUAGCAACCUCCUCACGCCAAUUUCAAAGACAGUGCCAGCAGUCAUAGCCAAAGCCUCCGCCAUAUACAAUCCAUUUAUCUACGCCAUCAUCAACUCCAAAUACAGGAACACUUUGGCGGAGAAUAUACCAUGUCUCAACUUCCUGAAUCGUCCUUCUCGUAAAGACUGCAUAUUGGUGUCCAAUAGCGCGUAUUCGCUCAGAGAAUCCAUCCUCAGCCGAACAUCUUCGGGGUCCACCAACAAGUUCUACAGGAUCUCCUCCUUGUCUACAGGAGAGAUGGUGUGGAGUGAUGUGGAGCUGAACCCCAUUGACCAGUCAUCCCAGGUGUUGCGCUUUAUGCCGGCGAUGAAGGAGCGAGAUCGCAGCCAUGUCCACCUGCCAGGAAAGACCAAGAGCUCUGCCAAAGAGGAGAAGGUAAGGCCAAAAUCCCAGAGAGACGAUCACUGAUUGGCUGCCCCCAGGACGUGGCACCUACGCCUGUCAGCACGGCCACCAUUCCGUUACUCGGGGAUGGCCACAGUAGGA